This is a messenger RNA of Folsomia candida, 3349 nucleotides long. RefSeq lists its product as uncharacterized. NCBI's taxonomy places the organism in Eukaryota, Metazoa, Arthropoda, Collembola, Entomobryomorpha, Isotomidae. The coding region runs from base 2204 to 2776 and encodes 190 amino acids. The record is from RefSeq and is a predicted model, not a curated record. The transcript is spliced from 3 exons.
UACGAGGGUAUAUAAUUAUUAUAUAAAAAAUGACGGGAAUAAUGAACCGUCCUUGGAAACGGAGCGCCACCUUAGAUUUAGAAUGUCUCCACGUAAUAGGAACUGGUAGUUUUGGCAGAGUUUACAAAGCUAGACAAACUCUGCUCGGAAAUAUUGAAUUUUACUACGCCGUAAAACAAAUAUUUGUUUAUAAGACGUUACAACAUUUUGAGUGGGAACCCUGUGAAAAUGUUACGCGAGGUGAUACUUUUGCAGGAAAUUAACCAUACGAAUGUCGUCCGGUAUUAUUCGUUUUGGUUGAAUGGUUGCUUAAGUUGGAAGGGAGAUGCAAAUCUGUACAGUUGUGCGGACAGCGAGUUUCUCUAUAUUGUGAUGGAAUUGUGUGAUUUUUCGUUGAAAAAGUGGUUAGCGGAUAAUGUGGAGUUUAAAUCUCGUGAAGUGUUUAUUCCAGGAAUUAUGCUGAAUACGUUAAGUGGGUUGGGUUAUCUGCACGAGAGGUCAAUCAUCCAUAGAGACUUGAAACCGGAUAAUAUACUGGGGAGGGAGGUUAAUGGGAGGUUGGAGUGGAAGAUUGGAGAUCUUGGUCUUGCCAGGAAACAUGGGCAGGGAGACGAGCAAAGUGAGAUGGUGGGCUGUUUGGAGUAUAGAAGUCCGGAGAAUGAGAAUUCGAAAAUGGCGGACGUUUACGCGUUAGGGAAAACGUUUUUAAAUUUGUUUCCGAAGGAUGUACUGAAUUUGGGGAGAACGGCAGAAUGUGCCGUUUUAUGUCAGAUAGAUAAAAGUAGAUUCCAAUAUGAUAAAGUUGUAGGACUUGUUAAAAAAAUGUGUGAUAAUAAUAAAGAUUUAAGGCCUUUAGUCAAAGAAGUGAAGUUGGAGAUGAAAUUAAUUUUGGCAAAGCAGCAAAAUGCGGAUAAGGUGACAAUAUGUUCGGAAGUCGAUGAGGAAGGUACUGGUUUUGAUAUGAGUGUAGUAGUGUUUUUAUACAUGUUAAAUGUAUGUAUGUAUGUAUUUAUUGAUAUAUGGCCUGCAGCCCUCAUCAACAUGUCACAGAGUUUACAUAAUGCAGUAAUUAAAUUCAUUCAUAGUAAUAAGUCGUAUUCAUAGUAAUAAGUCGUAGUAAUUAAAAACAUCAAUCCAAAAGCAAAAUAAUGAUUUAAAAAAGUUUCGAUUUGUCCUGUUAUCAUUAUACAUUUCAGAAAGGGAGGGAAAAUCUUUAGCAUAUACAUACAAAUAUUUUUCUCUACUGGGAGUGAGGAUUCUACAUUUUAGUGUGAGGUGAUCAACGGUGGCGUCAGAUCCAGAUGUACAAAAUGGACAGCAAGUGUUAGUUGUUACUUUUCUAUCACCAAGUUUUAUAGAGUACAGUCCUAUUCGUAGUUGCGAGAUAAUGCUGCAGAUUGCAAAAGGAAGAUUCAUUGUUAAAUAUGGUUCUGUGAUGGCAUGUGACUUCAUGGCUGCAUAUUGCGCCAUUCGACUAGAAUUGAUUAAUCUGGAAGAGUCUUCAUUAAUUGAUUUGGCGAAAGAUUGGCUGACUAUUUUUGAGAAAUGUUCUGUAAUGCGUUCCGAAAGCACAUCAGCGUGUUCAUCAAAGUGUCCCAUAUCUGUUCCUUCUAAGAGGGAUUCAACCUUGCGUAUCCAAUUGAAUUUGUGAUUGUUGCCUUCUCUCCUUGCCCACUUUAUCUGCCAUCGUAUACAUUGGCCAAGGAUUGAUUUCUCUUCUCGCAUUAGUAGUUUCUUGAUGAAUGUCAACGUCUGUUUAAUCAAGAGUUUUAUAAAUGUUAAAUAGUAAUUAAGAAUUUUUCCGGUUUUAAAAAAUAUAGGCACAAAGAGACCAUGCCACAGUUAUCCUGUGACAAUCUGCUUGUCGUACAUUGUUCUCAUACUGGCGACGAUUUUGUCAGUAUUGGUUUUCCAAACGUAUUGGUGGCGUGUUACCGUCGAGAAGACAAAUCCUCCAUGCCAGUUCGAGAAUGAAAAUAAAAAACUGAGGACUAAAUAUGAGCGCGGUUUACGAAAAUAUUCAAUCAACUCGACCACCGGGGAUGUCCUCGUUGCUGAGACAGGAAGCAUAUAUUUCGUAUCAAAUUAUACCUAUGCCACAUCACAUACUUGGACAAUUAGGGCAAAUAGUUUUGAGUUUGUGUGGAUUAAAUUACUGAGGAAUGAGUUACCAAUUACGGCGAAAUUAACGGUGACCCCUGUCAUGACGCUGCUGCAAAUUAACGAGAGGAAUGGUACAAACGCCGACCUCAACGAGGCAAGGCAACUAAUAAGCACAAAUAGUGAUCAGAAAUACGUUUUCCACGGACCAAUCCUACUCUUGACGUUGGAAUUGAAAGCAAGAAAAAUAAAUGAGGAAACCAAGCCAUACUUUUUCCUAAAAUUUGGAGGAUUUGGAAACGAGUCGAGAUAUUUAAACAGAAUUUUCUCCCAUUAUAAUUACAUCGCACCGAGUGGGCAUAUUAAUUACCCAGGGAACGAGAAGAACUACAGAAAUAAUGAGAUAGCGACAUUUGUGAUAAAUCCGGUACAAACAAUUACUAUGCCUGGGUUCCUCUAUGCCGCCAACAUGGAGAAAAACAACGCUUGUGGGGACAGUUUGACAGUAUUUAGAGUUAUACCAGAAAAAAUUAGUAGAUACGGGCAUCUCAGAUAUAAUUACAGGAUUUGCAAGAUUGUGGAAAACUCACAGGCGAAGUAUGAAUGGGAGCGAUUGUUCUUGGUUUUCGUUAGUAAUGAAGAUAUAACGGGGAAAGGGUUCAGAUUCGGGUGGUGAUGGAGAUGUGGAUUUUUUAUUGCUGUGGGAAAUAAUUAUUUGAAAAUCGGUUUAUAAAAUGGGUACAGUUGGUAGAUUUAAAAUGUUGAACAAUUGUAAGUAUUUGUAAUUUUGUCAUAUUUGCCUGAAAGGGACGAAAUUGAAUUAGUAAUAAAAUCUGAGAUACUUAUUUAAGAAAAUUCUGAUUCAUAUUAGUUUUCGUUAAGGACUAUUAGCAAAACAACUUAUUUAGCAGAAAUAAAUUUGGUGUGGAGAACCAUUGUUCGUUACGUGGCUGCAUCUCUACUUUGCAACUUGGAGACCAGAAAUAAUUUUGGUAAAAUGUUAGAUUUUGAAAAAAAUAAGAAUUAUUUUUACAAUGUAAAUGGGGGAAGGGUGGUUUAAUUUUUUGGCUGCAGUAGUAACUGGAUGAAUCUCUCCCUACGGGAACUGGAAAAUCUCCUCUUAAUUAUUUAUAAAUAUUUAUAUUUAUCCUUAAUAUUUUUUUCAGCCACGAAAUCUAGAAGAGUUGUUAUUCUACAUUAAAUGCAGCAAAAUUAAGUAAUUUUUUAUGGGAAUGAUGUAAAAAUAAGA